AUGAAGAAGCUUUUCUCUUUCAUGUCACAUUCAUCUAACAACACCAGUAAUAAUCAACUCUCGCCACCACCGAUUGAUAGAGUUAACAAGCCUGGGAAAAACAAGCAUGGUUCAGAAGAUCCGGUUUUUGGUAGAGCUCCUUGUUUAAGUCGAAGCCUCUCCUUUUCAUCUGGGAGUGUUUUUGACGGUGGAAAAGGCAGUAGUGCCAGUUAUUAUGAUUUAAAUAAGCCAUUAGGACGCCUCUCCUCCCGUUCUCGUCCUCAGACUCCUGAAAGGCAAACCAGAUCAAAAUGCAUUGAUGCAGCUAUGGCUCCGAAUGAACACAGAGCAAACUCCGAUUUGUCAGAGGUCUCUCAUUAUUGCUCGAGUAAUGUCUCCAAUAGCGUUUUGGAUAGAUACAUUGAUGGAGAGCAAGAGAUGGAUGAACAGUGCCGAAAAUUAGAAACUAACUUUGAAAAUGGGAAUGCUGUGUUCAAGCGGCCACCAAGGCUUCAGUUUGCUGCUUCCCGUGAUGGUAGGAAACAGAAACCAAAAUCCCAAUCCUUCAGGGAAGCCAAAAUAGCACCAAAAGAUAGCAGUGAGUCUCCGCAGGAACUUGCAAAGCAUGUUGUUGAGAGGCUUUCUUCCCAGUCUCACUUUUCUUUUGACCAUCAUGAUAGUCCAAUUACCAUUGAAGAUAUACGUGGAAGAACCUUUAACAAUAGGUGCUCCAAUGCAUAUAUUGAAGAAGCGUCUCCGAAGAAUUGGCCUGCUGAUUCCAUUGAUGGGUCUCCUCUCCAUGACAAUACUCUGGCAUUCUUGAAAAAAGAUGAUGUCCAUGACACUGAUGUGCAGUUGUUUAAAAAAUUCAAGGAAGCUGAGGACCGUGCAGCGAUUCUCUCACAAGAGUUUCAGAUGGGAAACUAUCUUGAAUGUGGAGGAUAUAGUGUGCCGGCACUGAUUCAGACGAUUAGAUGCUUAACAGAGGAAAAGAUAAAUAUUGCCCAGGAAGUUUCAACUGGCCUUGAUGAUAGGAUUGCCGAAAGGGCCCAUCUCAAGGAAAAACUUAAACUAGCAAGGGUAGAGCUGGAUGCGCAGGCCCGGAGAUUGGCAAAGGAAAAAAAGGAGUUGCAGUUGACUCUUGAGAAGGAAUUGGAUAGGAGAUCGAAUGAAUGGUCCAUGAAGCUUGAGAAAUUACAGGCGGAAGAACAUAGGCUUCGGGAGAGGUUACGGGAGCUAGCUGAGCAGAAUGUUGGACUCCAAAGGGAAGUCUCGUCGUGUAGCGAAAGGGAAAUGGAUUCUAGGAACAGAGUUACAUUCUCUGAGAAACAACUUGGGGAUCUAUCUGUUCGGUUUAAAGAAGCUGUAGAUGAAAAUAAUUAUUUGCAGAGAAGUCUGUCCGAAAUGCAAGAGAGAGCCAGAGCAGCUGAAGAGGAGCGUGAUUGCACCCGAAGGAACUAUGAGGGUAAGGUUGCAGAGUGCAAAGACUUGCAUCAAUCUAUCAGUAGACUCCAAAGAACCUGUAAUGAACAAGAAAAGACAAUUGGUGGGCUACGUGGGCUUUGUGAGGAGGCACUUGGAAAGAAAAUCUCUCAGGAAAGUCUUGAUGUUGGAUCUGCUAAGAUGCAGGUUGAGCAUAUGAGGCUGACUGGAGUGGAGCAUUCAUUGAGGAAGGAAGUUGAAUCGUACAGAGCUGAGGUUGAUUCGCUUCGGCGUGAAAACAUUGAUCUGCUCAAUCGUCUGAAAAAAGAUGGGGCAUUCUUGACUUUUAAGUUGGACCGCGAAUUAGAGAGCCGCGUUAGCUGCUUAGAAAAUCAAAUUGUUCCAUUGCUAAUGGAGAGCAGCCAACUUGGCAGAAAAUUGAUUGAAUUUGUCAAAACUAAUGGGCAAGCUUCUGCCACGUGUUUGGAUGGUCAAGCUCUUGUUGAAUGUGAAGUGAAGCUACAGGGUCUAGAGAGGACAGCUGAAAAUGUAGCAAGCACUCUUCGGACUGUGUCUAAUGUUUUGCAAGAGAAACCAACCGUGCCUAAUGAGAAGCUUUGCCCAGUUUGUGUGGACACCCAAUCAGCUAGCGCGGGUGAUGAUUCGUACAAAUGGAAUGAACACAAAACAGAGGACAUUGCCAGAUCAGCCCUGAAAGCAGAGACGUUAUUGACAAGUUUGUUGCGAGAGAAGCUUUAUUCCAAGGAGCUCGAGUUGGAGCAACUGCAAGCAGAGCUUGCUGCUGCUGUCAGAGGAAAUGACAUCCUCAAAUGUGAAUUGCAAAAUGCAGUCGAUAAUUUUUCUUGCUUAAACCAUAAGAUGAAAGAAUUUGAACUUCAGACGAUUAAAAAGGACGAGACGGUUAAUCAACUAACAGGUGAUUUGCAAGAAUGCAAGAAAGAAUUGGCUAUAGUGAGGGGAAUAUUGCCAAAGGUAUCUGAAGAAAGAGAUAUGAUGUGGGAGGAAGUUAAGCAAUAUUCGGAGAAGAACAUGUUGUUGAAUUCUGAGAUGACUGUGUUGAGAAAGAAAAUAGAGGCCCUUGAUGAAGAGAUACUACUAAAAGAAGGCCAAAUAACCAUUUUAAAGGACAGUCUUAGCAAACCUCUUGGCCUUCUUGCAAGCCCGGAGUCUAUCGAUAAUUUCCUCUGGCCGAAGAAGCAAUGA
Molecule: messenger RNA, 2625 nt
Organism: Striga hermonthica
Lineage: Eukaryota; Viridiplantae; Streptophyta; Magnoliopsida; Lamiales; Orobanchaceae
Source: the annotation of a GenBank genome assembly